Messenger RNA from Metarhizium brunneum ARSEF 3297, 1281 nucleotides. RefSeq lists its product as uncharacterized. NCBI's taxonomy places the organism in Eukaryota, Fungi, Ascomycota, Sordariomycetes, Hypocreales, Clavicipitaceae. Gene Ontology annotation, cellular component: cytoplasm. The record is from RefSeq and is a predicted model, not a curated record. Gene Ontology annotation, biological process: L-serine biosynthetic process. Gene Ontology annotation, molecular function: pyridoxal phosphate binding; O-phospho-L-serine:2-oxoglutarate transaminase activity.
AUGCCCUCCAGAUCAGACAUCACCUAUUUUGGUGCAGGCCCUGCGCUUUUGCCCACCGACGUCCUCGAGGAUGCUGCCAAGGCUCUCCUCAACUACAAUGACACUGGCUUGGGCGUCGCCGAGCACAGUCACCGCUCGCAGCUGGCGACUGACAUCAUCAACCAGGCCAAAGCUGACCUGGCCUCCUGCCUUGAUAUCCCAGACGACUAUGAGAUCCUCUUCAUGCAGGGCGGUGGCUCGGGCGAGUUCUCGGCCACGGCGUACAACUUUGCCGGCGCCUGGGUUGCCCGCAAGCACAAGGCCAUGGUGGACGCCGCUGGAGGCGAUGCCGCCGACCCCAAGUUGAUCCAGCAGCUCAAGGACACCGUGGACAAGCAUCUCAAGAUGGACUACCUCGUGACGGGCGGCUGGUCGCAAAAAGCGGCAGCCGAGGCCGUGCGGCUGUUUGGCGCGGAGCACGUGAAUAUCGCCGCGGACAGCCGCGAGUCCAACGGCGGCAAGUUUGGGACCAUUCCCGACGAGAGCACCUGGAAGCUGUCCGAGGACGCGGCCAUGGUGUACUACUGUGCAAACGAGACGGUCGACGGCGUCGAGUUCCCCGAGUUCCCCAAGUCUCUGGCGCCGGGGCCCGACGGCAAGGGCCCGAUUGUUGUCGCGGACAUGAGUUCCAACAUUCUUACCAAGAAGAUUCCGGUCGGCAACUUCUCGGCCAUCUUCUUUGGCGCACAGAAGAACCUCGGCGUCACGGGUGUCACUGUUGUGAUUCUCAAGAAGAGCUUCCUGCCGCCUGUUACGCCUCAGCCUUCUGCGGCCCUGAUGAGACAGCUGGGUCUGCCUAUUCCGCCCAUCGUCUUUCAGUAUGAGACUAUUGCCAAGAAUAACAGCCUUUACAAUACGCUUAGCAUCUUUGACGUGUACGUGGCAGGCCGGGUUCUCAAGAAGCUGUUGCAGACGUACCCGGAUAAAGUGCAAGGCCAGCAGGCUGUUUCUGAAAAGAAGGCUCAGCUCAUUUACAAUGCUCUAGAGGCUUUUCCCGACAUUUACAAGGUUAUCCCCAACAAGGCAGUGCGGUCUCGUGUCAAUAUCUGCUUCAGGGUUACCAAGGGCGACAAUGUUGAUGCCGCCGAGAAGGCCUUUUUGGAGCAGGGCGUUGCCCAGGGGCUGACGGGGCUCAAGGGGCAUCGUAGUCUGGGUGGAAUUCGCGCAAGUAACUACAACUCGGUUCCGCUUGAGGGCGCAGAGAAGCUUGCCAAAUUCAUCACCGCCUUUGCAACGUCAUAA